Molecule: messenger RNA, 2762 nt
Organism: Capsella rubella
Lineage: Eukaryota; Viridiplantae; Streptophyta; Magnoliopsida; Brassicales; Brassicaceae
Product: ATP-dependent DNA helicase Q-like SIM
Exons: 17
Coding region: 85-2652 (855 amino acids)
Biological process (GO): double-strand break repair via homologous recombination
Cellular component (GO): chromosome; cytoplasm; nucleus
Molecular function (GO): ATP binding; protein binding; four-way junction helicase activity
Source: RefSeq, a predicted model, not a curated record
GUUCUUUGUUUCUGAUUCCACGAUACGUUUCAUCUUCUCCCUCGUGGAUCUCCGGGUGAAAUUAUUGUUCAAGUUGGGUUUCCGAUGGAUUUAUCUUCUGAUCAAGUUGUGAUGAAGCUUGUUGAAAUGGGUUUUGAAAAGUUGGAUGCUUUGGAGGCUGUUACAGCUGUAGGUAAGUCAUGUGAUGCCGCUUUGGAGUAUAUUUUGAAUGGACAUCGUUCAACUGGUGGGUUUGAGCCGGCUAGUUCACUAUGUUUUACAAGGAGUAACAAGACCCUUGGUAAAAGAGCUAAGCCAUCUUCGUUUUCUUCGGGUUCAAAGCGUCAGUCGAGUUUGCUUGACCAUUUUAGAUCUCUGGACCAGAAAAAGCAAAAAGGUGACUGUUUUGGGACUGGAGUAGAGGAUUCUCAGUUAGUAACGGUGUCUGAUCCUUCGGAAGAGCAGAGAAAGUGUUUUGCUCCAAUGUGUUUGGAGUCUAGUAGUUUUACUGAAACAGAAAUACGAAAUGGUUGCGCUGAGGCGUCAUCAACGUGGGAGAAAAGAGUUAAUUCUAUACUACAAAACCGGUUUGGUAUUUCAUCCCUGAGAAGUUUCCAAAGAGAGGCUUUAUCUACAUGGAUUGCUCACAAGGACUGUCUUGUCCUAGCUUCAACGGGAUCUGGGAAAUCUCUUUGCUUUCAGAUUCCUGCAUUACUAACGGGAAAGAUUGUUGUCGUUAUUUCACCUUUGAUAAGCCUGAUGCAUGAUCAAUGCCUCAAGCUAUCAAGGCACAGAAUCUCUGCUUGUUUUCUUGGCUCAGGCCAACUUGAUAAUUGCAUAGAAGAGAAGGCAAUGCAGGGAAUGUAUCAGAUCAUAUAUGUUUGCCCUGAGACAGUGGUUCGAUUGAUUAAACCACUCCAGAAGCUUGCGAAGACUCAUGGAAUUGCUCUUUUUGCAAUUGAUGAAGCUCAUUGCGUAUCAAAGUGGGGACAUGAUUUUCGUCCUCACUACAGGAGAUUAUCCGUGUUGCGGGAAAACUUCUGUGCCAGCAAUUUGGAAUUCUUGGAACAUGAUGUACCGAUAAUGGCAUUGACUGCAACAGCCACAGUUCACGUACAGGAAGAUAUUCUUGCGUCUCUUCAUCUGUCAAAGGAAACAAAAACUGUGCUUACUUCAUUUUUCAGGCCAAACCUACAAUUUUCAGUUAAACAUAGUCGAACCAAGUUUGCAUCUUCAUAUGCAAAGGAUUUCCAAAGCUUAAUUGACUUAUACACUGAAAAGAGAAAGUUGAAUGGGAAAAAGCUAGCAGUAAUUUCAAGAGUGUCAGAUGGGCAGAAUGAUUUUGGUUAUAUCGAUGCUGAAAACAUCCAUGAGACAGAUUACGAUGAGGAUGACGAGGAUCAAGAAAACAAUCUUGCAAAGGAAAAAAAUUCAAAUGGGAAAGAAAUGUUAGAAGAAUAUCUGGAAGAUGAAACCGACACUUUCCAGAGUGUUGAUGAUUGGGAUGUGGCUUGUGGCGAGUUCUGCGAAAUGCCUCCUUGUGAAGUCCUGGAUAUGCCUGCCCCUUCCGAAAAGCAAACGGAUUAUGAAGGACUGACAAUCAUUUACGUUCCUACAAGAAAAGAGAGUGUCAACAUUGCUAAAUAUCUUUGUGGGGUUGGACUGAAGGCUGCAGCAUAUAAUGCAUCGUUGCCAAAAAAACAUCUCAGACAAGUUCAUCAGGACUUUCACGAUAAUAAGCUGCAGGUUGUUGUAGCCACAAUUGCGUUUGGAAUGGGAAUUGACAAGAAAAAUGUUCGGAAAAUCAUCCACUAUGGUUGGCCGCAGAGCUUAGAAGCAUAUUACCAAGAAGCUGGCCGAGCUGGAAGAGAUGGCGAAUUAGCUGAGUGCGUGCUCUAUGCUGAUCUAUCGAGAGCCCCAACGCUUUUGCCAAGCCGUAGGAGUAAAGAACAGACAGAGCAAGCAUACAAGAUGCUAUCAGACUGUUUCAGAUAUGGAAUGAAUACUUCACAAUGUCGAGCGAAAAUACUAGUGGAGUACUUUGGGGAGAAUUUUAGUUCCAAGAAGUGUAACAUAUGUGAUGUUUGUACUAAAGGGCCUCCGGAGCAAGUAAAUGUACGAGAGGAAGCUAAUCUUUUGUUUCAAGUAAUCAGUGCUUUUCAAUUGCAGGUAGAGAAUACCUCUGAGCAUGCACCAUAUGAAGAUUAUGGACUUGGCAACAGCAAACAAAAGAAAUUAUACAACAAGCCAAAUCUUCUGUUCUUUAUCGGUAGAAUCAGGGAACAGUGUCAAAAAUUCAAGGAAACAGAUUUUCUUUGGUGGAAAGGUCUUGCCCGUAUCAUGGAAGCUAAAGGAUACAUCAAAGAGAUGGAUAACAAGGAUCGUCGAGUUGAGGUUAAAUUUAUAAAGCCAACAGAAAAAGGGAACAAAGAACUUGACUUCGAAGUUGAAAAACCACUCUAUGUGUACCCGGAAGGCGACAUGCUGCUCUCGUUGAAACAAGAUCAAACAUACAGCGGAUUCUCUGAAUGGGGAAAAGGAUGGGCAGAUCCAGAAAUCCGACGUAAGAGGUUAGACAGAAGAGAAAGGAAGCCUCGAAGAAAAAGGAAACCCCGAAAAGAACGAUCACGAGGACCUUCUUCAAAGUUGCAUUCAUGUAAAAGCAAAGAAUAAUAAUCUCAACUCUCACAAGGCUCCUUCUUCUUUGCUCUCAGUCCCAUCUUGAAGCAGAGACACCGCACCAUCGAGAAACUUAAGCUCGUGAAUGAAGCUUUGGCUACUGC